AUGUCGAACAGGGAAAAUUUGAUAGGGUCCUUACCCGUCGGAAACAGAUCGAAUAAUGGACAACAGAAUGAAGAAGAUUCUACAGAUUUGAUGGAGCUAAUCGAAAUGUUUGCCAAAAGACGUGUAAAAUUGAAUGAAUGGAUUGAAAAAGCCAGUAGCUUUUAUAAGGAGGGGAAGUACGACUGCUUCGAGAAGAUGCUGCAGAAUGCGAUCACACGUGGCUCCAAGUCCUAUGUGGACUAUAAGAAUGAACUGGUGAGAACCCACUUAAUCCUAGCGGCAUACUAUGUCCGGCAGGCGCAAUGCGAUCCCGGACACCGGCGAGCCGAGUGGCAGGAGAAGGUGUCAACUGUGCUGCAGGCCGUGGACAAGCUGCAAGUGACACCAAGUGAGAAGCUGCAGUUGCAGUCUCGCGGAAUUGCCCUGAUGCUACUCAAUCUUCAUUUGCCGGAAGCCGAUAAUUGCUUUGUUGCCGUGCUGAGACAGGAGCCCACUGAUGUGAUCGCUUUGCUGGGACGAGGCUGCUUGGCCUACAAUCGUCAGGAGUAUCGUGUGGCACUCGGAUACUUCAAGAACAUACUGCUCUAUUAUCCCCAGGGACCAUUAGAUGUGCGCGUGGGCAUCGCUCACUGUUUCCUAAAGCUGGACGACUUGGACAGUGCUCGGCGAGCCUUUGAGCUUGCCUUGGCCAACAACGGACGCUGCCUGAAUGCGCUGCUGGGAAUGGCGCAGCUGAAGCUCAACGAACGCACUCGUCCGGCCAACGAGGAGGCCAUGAAUCUGCUGUCUGCCGCCUACGAGCUGAACCAGCGUCAUCCACUGGUGCUCAGCUGGCUGGCCAACCAUCUCUACUAUUCCCGACACUACGAGACUCUGCAGGUGGUGGCAGGAAAUGCCUACGUCGCCACCGACAAUGAGCAGUUGAAGGCGCAGAACUGCUUCCAGAUUGCUCGCAGCUUCCAUGCCCAGCAGAACUUCAAGCAGGCCUUUGCCUUCUACGGCAAGGCGGUGGCACACAGUCCAACGGAGUAUCCCCCUCCGUACCUGGGACUCGCUCAGAUGUAUGUGCGACGCGGGCAGCUCGAUAAGGCGGAGAAUUCCCUGCGUGCUCUUCUCAAGUUGCUCCCGGAGCAGCUGCAGGCAUUGCGCAUGCUCGCCACUCUCUAUGCCCAGGCGGAUGUCGAGAGCAAGCUGGACAUGGCGAUUCAUCUGUUCAAGAAGGCCUUGAGCGAGGAUGACUUUGACACCUGGCUAGGUCUGGCCAGAACCUAUGAGCGAAAGCAACUGUGGCAGGAAGCGUUGGAUUCCUACGAUCAAGCUGUUCGCAUCUAUCAGCGAUUGCACAAUACAACCCAAGAUGUGCCCUUGACUUGGUUGAACAACGUGGCCGCACUCCAGAUGCAUGCGGGCAGACCUAAGGAAGCGCUGAAGUCCUUGGACAAAGCCCUGUCCAUGACACCCGAUGCCACGCAGGAGCAUUACGAGAGCAACCUGCUCACGCUGAGAUUCAACCGGGCUCGAGUGCUGGAGGAACUGCAUCUGGUUGAGCAGGCUGAGAACAGUUACCAGCAGUUGAUUGUGGAGUAUCCCAACUACUACGAUUGCUACCUCAGACUGGGAUCGAUGGCCUACAAGUGCAAUCAGCUCCAAGUUGCCAAAGAGAAGUUUCAGGCUGUUCUUCAAAUAGACAGCGGAAAUGAAACAGCCAACAUAUACCUGGGCAAUUACCAUGUCAGACAAGGCGAUCUGGAGCAGGCCAUGCUCAACUAUAAUGUGGUCAUGAAUCGAAACAAUGAAGUGGAAGAUUCCUAUAUGCUCGUUGCCGUGGGCAAUGUUGGUCUGAUUAAUCUGCAGAGGUCCAUUGACGAGGGCGAUCAUGAAAUGACAAAGCAUCAGGUGCAGAAUUCCUUGCAGCUGUUCAGAAAGGUUCUUGAACAAAACCAACGUAAUUUGUGGGCGGCUAAUGGAAUUGGCGUGGCGCUGAGCUGCAAUGGCUACUUUUCGGAUGCCGACACGAUCUUUAAGCAGAUCACAGAAUCCCCCAAGCGUUGUCCAGAAGCCAUCUUGAACUCCGCGCACGUAGCCCUGGAGCUGGAACAUUAUUCGGAUGCCAUUGAAAUAUACAAAAAAUAUCUUAAGAUGUUUCCAGCAGCCAAUUGCGUGGAAGUGAUGCAGUUGCUCGCAAGAUCCCUUUUCCAGGCAGGCUGUACCAAAGAGGCCAAGGAAUGGCUACAAAAAGCUCGUCAUAUGGCGCCCUAUGAUCUUUAUUUGCUUUACAAUCUGGCAAUUGUCGUCAAGCAGGAAGGAAGCGAUGCAUUUGGCAAAAAUGGAUCCAACUUGGAAGAGCUGCAGCGUGCCGAAGGAGAUCUAAAACUGGCCAAAAGUUUCUUCAAUUUUCUGGGUCAGAAACAAGAGUCCUUACAUUCUUCCAAAAGUCAAGCCGACUUAUGCCAUCAAUUCUUGGAAAAUGCGCCCGCUGAGCUAAAGAAUUUUCAUAUAUUGGAAGAUCAAAAGAAUCAGGAAAAACUAAAGAAGAGUGAACAGAAUCGUCAGGAGAUUUUCAAGAGCAUUUCGAUAGAUCCAUUCAUUAAACCUAAAAGCUUGCAUAGAGAAACAUCUAGCAAGUCUAAGAGAUCCGAUAGAGAAAUAUCUACUAAAUCUAAGAGGUCCGAUAGAGAACCAUCUAACAAACGAAAGAAAUCAGAUAGACCUAGAUCUACUAACCCAAAGAUGUUGACAGAAGAAUUAUCUACUAAACCAAAAAAAUUGGAAGAUGAAUCAUCCAUUAAGAAAUCAGACGCAGAAUCAACUACUGAAUCAACGAAGUUGACGGAAGAAUCACAUACUAAAUCAACAAAAUUGGAAGAAGAAUCAUCUAUUAAGCCAAAUAAAUCGGAUAGCGAAUCAUCCACUAAACCAAAAAAAUCCCAUAGGGAACGCUCUACUCAACCGAAGAAAUCCCAAAGGAAACUCUCUACUAAAGCAAAGAAAUUGGAUAGAGAACCAUCUACUAAGCCGAUGAAAUUGGUUGGAGAAGCAGCUUCUGAACCAAAGAAGUUGCAAGAAGAAUCAUCUACUAAACCAACAAAAUUAGAGGAAGAAUCAUCUACUAAACCAAAAAAAUCUCAUAGGGAACACUCUACAAAACCGAAGAGUUUAGAUAGAGAACCAACUAGCAAGCCAAUAAAAUCGGAUGGAGAUGCAGCUACUGAACCAAAGACGUUGGAUAAAGAAUCAUUUGCCAUGCCAAAGAAAUUGGCAGAAGAAUCAUCUACUAAACCAAAAAAAUCCCAUAGGGAAUACUCUACAAAACCGAAUAAAUUGGAUGGAGAACCAUCUACUAAGCCGACGAAGUUGGAUUCUGAAACAUCUAUUAAACAGAAGAAAGUGGACAGAAAACCAUCAACUAGGCCGAAGAAAUUGGAUAGAGAACUAUCCACCACACCAAAACAGUUGGAUGGAGAAUCAUCUACUAAACCAAAUAAGUUGGAAGAAGUACCAUCUACUAAUCCACAGAAGUUGGAUGAAGCAUCAUCUACUAAAAAAAAGAUCUUGAAAGAACAACCAUCUACUCAGAGUGACCAAUUAGAUAAAGAACAAUCCACCAAACCAAAAAAGUUGGACGAAGUAUCAUCUGCUCAGCCAGAGAAGUUAGAAGAAGAAUCAUCUACUAAACCAAUGAAGCUGGAUGAAGAAUCAUCUACUAAACCCAAAAAUCUGGAUGAAAAGGCAUCUACUAUACCCACUAAUGAAGUAGAAAGCGAUGUAACUGAGAUGACUACAGUAACCAUUCAAAAUACAGAGAAUUUGGAUUCGAAAUUAUCUACAAAACAAGAAGAAAACAACACAUCUGUGACGAAAGAAGAUACGCAGAAUAUAACCAAAGAAUCUUCGAGCAAGAAGAAGAAGAAAAGGAAGCACAAGUCCAAAGAUAAAACAAAGAUUGAGAAUUUCACCAUGUUUCACUUUCUUGCUGAUUUCUUGGUACAAGUAAACUAA
Messenger RNA from Drosophila innubila, 3999 nucleotides. RefSeq names its product RNA polymerase-associated protein CTR9 homolog. The record is from RefSeq and is a predicted model, not a curated record. The transcript has 6 exons. The coding region runs from base 1 to 3999 and encodes 1332 amino acids. NCBI's taxonomy places the organism in Eukaryota, Metazoa, Arthropoda, Insecta, Diptera, Drosophilidae. Gene Ontology annotation, molecular function: RNA polymerase II complex binding. Gene Ontology annotation, biological process: regulation of DNA-templated transcription. Gene Ontology annotation, cellular component: Cdc73/Paf1 complex.